This is a messenger RNA of Pseudophryne corroboree (corroboree frog), 1002 nucleotides long. RefSeq lists its product as uncharacterized. The record is from RefSeq and is a predicted model, not a curated record. The coding region runs from base 1 to 915 and encodes 304 amino acids. Lineage: Eukaryota; Metazoa; Chordata; Amphibia; Anura; Myobatrachidae. The transcript has 5 exons.
AUGUGGUUAUUGGGAGCCAGGGGUUGUGCCACGCUUCGGUGGGGGGAGUGUGACACGGAGGGGGAGCCAAGUGAGGGCAAGAAUCGUAGCAGAACAUUUCAGCUGAAUGAUCACACGACCUGUGGACAACAACAACGGCACAACUCCCCACCCCCUUCCCCUUCCCACUCACCCUCCCCUUCUCACUCCCCCUCCCCUUCUCAUUCCCCCUCCCCUUCUCACUCCCCCUCCCCUUCACAGUCCCCCUCCCCUUCUCACUCCCCCUCCCCUUCACAGUCCCCCUCAGCUUCCCAGUCCCCAUCAUCUUCCCAGUCCACCUCAUCUUCCAAGGCCCCCUCAUCUUCCCUGGCCCACUCCACUUUCCAUUCCCCUUCUCACCACACCUCUCCAUCUCUUUCUGGGACCCCUUCUCCUCCUUCCCAUACCCCUUCUCCUUCAUCUUCGUCAUCCCCAUCUGAACCCCCCUCACCCUCUAUUGCCUUACAUUUCUCUCCACCCCCCUCGCCCUCGCAAUCAGACCCCCCCUCUGAAAUUGUUGCUCCAAUCCAGCCUCCUUCCCCAAUCCCUCCUCCUUCCCCAAUCCCUCCUCCUUCCCCAAUCCAGCCUCCUUCCCCAAUCCCUCCUCCUUCCCCAAUCCCUCCUCCUUCCCCAAUCCAUCCUCCUUCCCCAAUCCCUCCUCCUUCCCCAAUCCCUCCUCCUUUCACCAUCCCUCAGCCGGCUUCACCGAUCAUGCCAAGCUCACCACCCAGUGAAUGGGCACAGGAAGCCCCUGACGAACCAUCCGGGAGUCAGGAUGUUGCCGUGGAAAAUGUUGCCGUUGGAGAUCCAACAUCCUUGCAGGAUAUAGUUGGCAGUAUGAGGCGCCAUCUCCAGGCCUUGGUGGGGCUUUUGGACGCCAUGCAAAAAUUUUGUUAAUUUUAUUAUUAUAAUUUUAUAUAUUAUAAAAAAGGAUAAUAUCAGUAUUCCACUUUUAAAAAAAAAUAAACUAAUAAAUUUAAAAAC